Molecule: messenger RNA, 2623 nt
Organism: Nycticebus coucang (slow loris)
Lineage: Eukaryota; Metazoa; Chordata; Mammalia; Primates; Lorisidae
Gene: DYNC1I2
Product: dynein cytoplasmic 1 intermediate chain 2
Exons: 17
Coding region: 204-2102 (632 amino acids)
Biological process (GO): transport along microtubule
Cellular component (GO): cytoplasmic dynein complex
Molecular function (GO): dynein heavy chain binding; dynein light chain binding
Source: RefSeq, a predicted model, not a curated record
GCACGCUGACUUCCCUUGUUGCUGGGGCUUGUAGUUCUUUCCGGUCGUGUCCUCUUGUAAGGCGACGGCGAUAGUUGUAUUUGGAGCCCGAGGAUGUAAGGCGUGGUUUUCAGUUUUUGGCAAAGCAGAAAAAAUUCAGGUCACUAGGCUGGCUGAAUUCUUUGUCUUAUCUGUCAGCUUCUACUUUACAACGGGUCACAAACAUGUCUGACAAAAGUGAAUUAAAGGCUGAAUUGGAACGUAAGAAGCAGCGGUUGGCCCAAAUCAGAGAGGAAAAGAAGAGAAAAGAAGAAGAAAGGAAAAAAAAAGAAACUGAUCAGAAGAAGGAAGCUGUUGCUCCUGUCCAAGAAGAAUCAGAUCUUGAAAAAAAGAGAAGAGAAGCUGAAGCAUUGCUUCAAAGCAUGGGGCUAACUCCAGAAUCCCCCAUUGUCCCUCCUCCUAUGUCUCCAUCCUCCAAAUCUGUGAGCACGCCAAGUGAAGCUGGAAGCCAAGACUCUGGAGAUGGUGCUGUGGGAUCUAGGACGCUGCAUUGGGAUACAGAUCCAUCAGUUCUUCAGCUUCACUCAGAUUCCGAUUUGGGACGCGGACCUAUUAAGCUUGGAAUGGCUAAAAUUACACAAGUUGAUUUUCCUCCUCGAGAAAUCGUCACAUAUACAAAGGAAACUCAGACUCCAGUUAUGGCUCAACCCAAAGAAGAUGAAGAAGAAGAUGAUGAUGUAGUAGCUCCUAAACCACCUAUUGAACCUGAAGAAGAGAAAACUUUAAAGAAAGAUGAGGAAAAUGAUAGUAAAGCUCCCCCUCAUGAGCUGACUGAAGAAGAAAAGCAACAAAUCUUGCAUUCUGAGGAAUUCUUAAGUUUCUUUGACCAUUCUACAAGAAUUGUAGAAAGAGCUCUUUCUGAGCAGAUUAACAUCUUCUUUGACUAUAGUGGGAGAGAUUUAGAAGACAAAGAAGGAGAAAUUCAAGCAGGUGCUAAACUAUCAUUAAAUCGACAAUUUUUUGAUGAACGUUGGUCAAAGCAUCGUGUUGUUAGUUGUUUGGAUUGGUCAUCUCAGUAUCCAGAGUUACUUGUGGCUUCCUAUAACAAUAAUGAAGAUGCCCCUCAUGAACCUGAUGGUGUGGCCCUUGUGUGGAACAUGAAAUAUAAAAAAACUACCCCAGAGUAUGUAUUUCACUGCCAGUCAGCUGUGAUGUCUGCAACAUUUGCAAAAUUUCAUCCAAAUCUUGUUGUUGGUGGUACAUAUUCAGGCCAAAUUGUGCUUUGGGAUAACCGUAGCAAUAAAAGAACUCCAGUGCAAAGAACUCCACUGUCAGCUGCUGCACACACACACCCUGUAUAUUGUGUAAAUGUUGUUGGAACCCAAAAUGCUCACAAUCUGAUUAGCAUCUCUACUGAUGGAAAAAUUUGUUCAUGGAGUCUGGACAUGCUUUCCCAUCCACAGGAUAGCAUGGAGUUGGUUCAUAAACAGUCAAAGGCAGUAGCUGUGACUUCUAUGUCCUUCCCUGUUGGAGAUGUCAACAACUUUGUUGUUGGGAGUGAAGAAGGUUCUGUGUAUACAGCAUGCCGCCAUGGCAGCAAAGCUGGAAUCAGUGAGAUGUUUGAGGGACAUCAGGGACCAAUCACUGGCAUCCACUGUCAUGCAGCUGUUGGAGCGGUAGACUUCUCACAUCUUUUUGUCACUUCAUCAUUUGACUGGACAGUAAAACUUUGGACAACUAAGAAUAACAAGCCUUUGUAUUCAUUUGAAGAUAAUUCAGACUAUGUUUACGAUGUUAUGUGGUCACCCACCCACCCAGCCCUUUUUGCCUGUGUGGAUGGCAUGGGGAGACUGGAUUUGUGGAACCUCAAUAAUGACACAGAGGUUCCAACUGCCAGCAUUUCCGUGGAGGGCAAUCCUGCUCUUAAUCGUGUAAGAUGGACUCAUUCUGGAAGAGAGAUUGCCGUGGGUGAUUCUGAAGGACAGAUUGUUAUAUAUGAUGUGGGAGAGCAGAUUGCUGUUCCCCGCAAUGAUGAAUGGGCACGAUUUGGCCGAACACUUGCAGAAAUUAAUGCAAAUCGAGCUGAUGCAGAAGAGGAAGCAGCCACCCGAAUACCUGCAUAGUUCCUGAAAAGGGGAGUGUAGUCUUAGUGGUUUGGGGGAGACGCUUAGUAGAUCCUAAGACGGUUUGCAUGCUCUGCCUAAAUAAUUAAAAGGAAAUUUCAUGGACUGAACUGUGGAUUUAAUGCUACAAGGAAAUCUUACAAUGUCCCUUUUUGUAUAACAUGUAUCUUGUUUUGGAUUUCUGUCAUUUUUAGUACCCCUGAUUGACUUUACAGAAUGUAGCCUUUUCGGAAUUCUAGCACAGGUGUAUAUUUGGUAUUAGUUAUUCUUCUGAAAUCUUUUCAACUUGUAACACUAUAUACAGUUAUUUCUAAAGCACAGAUUAAAUAAGUUCUGCAUAUUUUUAAAUAAUCACAAGUCCCUAUUAUAUUGAUAAUGUUCUCACUAACAAUAAUAUGUAGGAACAUUGUUUGUUCUUAGCCAAAGCAUGCAAACACCUUUCCAAAUUUCAUGCUAACAUUCUUUGUCUUCUUUGUAAUUCAUGUGGUGGUUAUCUAUAAAUAAAAACAAAUAUGCAUUAA